Cavenderia fasciculata is the source of this 2172-nucleotide messenger RNA. RefSeq lists its product as uncharacterized. The transcript has a single exon. The coding region runs from base 1 to 2172 and encodes 723 amino acids. The record is from RefSeq and is a predicted model, not a curated record. Lineage: Eukaryota; Evosea; Eumycetozoa; Acytosteliales; Cavenderiaceae.
AUGACAAGUAAUAAUAAUAAUAGAAUAUUUUUUAUACUUUUUAGAAAUAUAGUAAUUAGAAAAGUAAUAUUUGAUGGAAUUAAAACAAAUGAUAGAAAUGUAUACAACAGGUCGUUGUCUGCUCAAAGUUUAAAGAAUAGACGAUAUCAUAUGAUUAAAUCGGCCGAUUGGAUUGUGCGCAAUGGCUACUUUUCAUUAUUGCGUGAAAAGAUUCGGAUGGAUGACCAUCUCAUCUACUCACCAGAGUUUGGAAGGCUGCUAUCAAGCAAUCUGUUUGACUUGGUACUCUUUCAAUGGAUCUAUGAAAGGAAGCCACACUUGUUUGCUGUGACUCGGUCGUCAUCGUCUGGUUCGACAGCACCACUGCUCGAGUGUGCUUGUGAGAGUGGGAACAUAGCGGUUGUAAGAUUCUAUGUUGAAAAGGUUGGAUGGAGACCCACCACAUCAUCAUGUAUAGAAAAGGCAAUUGACAAGGACCACUACGAGGUUGUACGAUACCUGGUGGAUCGGUGCAAUCAAAUCAUCGACCCUACUCUGAUUGCUCGUAGUGUAAGAUUAUCAGCUGCCAAAACCAUCCGAUUCUUUGUUGAAAGAAGUUUACCUUCAAUACUACGUGACAACAAUUCAAUCAAUCAAUAUGAAUACUUGUUUCUUUUAAAUAUUGAUUAUCCCGCAUUUCAAAAAGUCUACAACAACAAUAACAACAAUAACAACAACAAUUCUUCCUCAUCUCCAUUUAACUGGAAGGCUCCAGCACGUUUAGCCAACUAUCAUCAAUACCUAAGAUUAUUGGCAGAUUAUAAUCAUUUUAAAUAUUAUCCAAAUACUUUGGAUCAUUUUAGAAUCAUUGAUCAUAUUGAAACAUUUUUAAAUCCAAAGACAAAGUUUCAUCUUUUAAUUCAAAAGUCAAAGGAGGAGCAGGAGGAAGAGCAGCAAAAGGAACAAGUUACUCAAUCAUCAUCAUCAUUACAAAGAGUGGAUUAUCAAUACUUUAUUAAAUGGUUAAUUAAUAGUAACAUUAGUAUCAUAUACAACUCAAAUGCAUUUGAAGUUAUAAUGAAAGGUGCAAUAGUGACGAAAGAUUUGGAGUUGGUAGAAAUGUUAAAAACAAAGAAAUUGUAUAGGUCAUCUGUCGAUUACCAAGAUUUCUCAUUUGAACAUGAAUCGUUAGAGGUGACAAGAUACUUGGUAAAUAAUAGUAUUGGUAGUGCGCCAACACUUGCUUGUAUCUAUAAUCUAGUGACAAACAAGUAUGUUCAAUCGUUACGUCCCUUUUUGGCAAAGGUACAUGUAAGGUAUGCAGUUGGAUUGAUUGCACAUUUGCUAACGAGAACGACGUACAAGGAGAUACUAUUGUUUGCAGCCAAGGAAGAGUGUGGUGUCAUCUUUGAACUGUUAAUGGAAAUGCCCGAAUCAAAGCACCUAAAGACUCUUACUCACCAUGCCUCUGUUGAAAGCCUCGUUUCAUCGUAUCGUGUCGAUAUGAAUUCUGUAGUUCCAAGACUCCUCCAACUCAUCAUCGAUCAUCGAAACGACCAACUUUUUGCUCGUCUCAUCACAAAAUAUGCCAAACCAAAGAUCCCUCAACUUACCAUCUUGGUAUCACGUGCAUUCAUUGCCGGUGACAUGGCGACAUUUGAAUUGCUGCAGACAAAGUAUUUUGGCGUAGAAAGUACCAAGACAUUGGCUCAAUUGGACAGCGACCUAACCAGUUAUCUUGGCCAACUGGGUGAUAUUCAAGUAUGUGAUCAUCUUCUUAUUCAUAAACCCAGACAGAAAAAGGAUGUCCUACAAUCGGCCGUAGCAGCCGGCCAAGAAAAAUUGGUCAAUCAUCUAGUUCGUACAAUGUUGACGGAAAUCAAGGCACUUACACAAGCUGCUAUCCUUGCCGCGAGUAUAGGUCACCUUCCAAUCCUCAAAAUAUUGGUUGAAUUAAAUUUAAUACCCCGUGUUAGUAUCCAAUCUAUCCUAGAGUCUUCCAUAGCACUCAAUCGUCUAGAUAUCUUUCAAUAUCUAAUUGUAGACCGUCAUUUUAAAUUGGAACAAUCAAUGUUUGAAACUGGUCAUCCAAACUAUGAUAUUCUUUUAAAAUUAUUGAAACAACAACAAUUAUUAGAUCCUCAACAACUACAAUUACAACAACAUCAACAACAACAACAACAAAAGAAAUAG